AUGAAGAGCAAAGAAGAGCUUGUACCUACUCUUCCACCAACCACGUGUGAGAGUGGGAUUUCAAUGCAGCUUUUCCUUCAUAUUUCUCUAUUACCAGCGGUGAUAAUUAUUGGGGUGCUUUCUUUUCUUCAGAGGCGGGCAGUAAAAUUGUCCAUUGACCACAAACUACCCUUUUUAGAUGGUCGAUUCGGGAUUGUUGUGCCUUUGGACACAAUUGGCAGCUUCAGUAACCGUUGGUCUUAUGGUUUUGCCUUUGGUGCUGUGUCCUCAAGUGUUCUACUGCUUUUCUCAGACCAAUACAUACCUUUUGAUGUCCCGCCCUGGGCCAGAGCUAUUGUGUAUUUGAUUGGGGCAAUGGAAGUCGGUGUGGCUUACUUUCCUUUAUUUGCCUGUUUAUCAACAAGCUCUCGAGCAGUAGGAGCUGCCCUUGGAAUACUUUACUCACUUUGCUGGAUCAUUGUCACUGUUUGGGAUACGUUCACCUGUCCUGGUGGGAAGAUUUUGGCUAUCCGGAUACACCUUCAGUUGGAACAGGACACAGAGGAGUUGAUGCACCUUCACCAAAUGCAGCAUGUUAAACGAGUUCUCAGAAGAACAUCUGGGUUGACGCAACCACAAAGUUGGUUCCAGAGAAAGUUUUAUGUGUGGGAUGCACAUUUCAAGUUUCCUAACAGGCUCAUUGGCACUGCCAUCAUUUCUGUUAUUGGUUUAUAUACGAUGACGCUAGCCGACUAUAGUCUCAGUACAGUCGCUUUUGGACAAAUCGACAAAUGGAAAGAAACACUGAAGUAUUUGACGCUUUCAUGCAAUGACACUCAAUCUAUUGGAGCAAUGAUUCCAGACAUAGAAGAGCUGAUCGAUGUUUCAAGAAAGUGCUGGCUCGCAACCACUAUUUUUGCAAGUCUCAACUCAGUGGCUUACACCUGCCAUGUUCUUGUAUGUUACAGGAAACAAAUGAUGAGACUGUGGAAAGGUCAGAAGACUUUUAUACCAGAUAAAUUCCUCAACACAAGCUCAGCUGUCAGUGUGGCUUCAAUUGCGAGGUACUCCGGAUGGCAGAUUGCUUUUACUCUUUGGGGUUACCUGAUCGUCCAUUUUGUCCACUUCCUGUUAGCCUUGACGUUUGUUUACAUCUUUAUUCUCCCCAUUCAACAUGGACAGAUCCUGGCUUCGCUGAAAAACAGUGGAAUCAUAUUAUUAACAAUUGGUAUAGUGAUAUUCCUUGUGGUAAUUCAAGUGGUGUUAGUGCAAAUAUUCUUCCUCCAGGACAAAAUGUCACCAACUGAUGAACAUAAACCAAUAGCCCUAAAUAAUCGGAAGGCGUUCCACUGCUUCAACUACUUCUUCUUCUUCUAUAACGUAGUUAUGGGAUUCAGCAACUGCAUCUUCAGGCUGUUAAACAGUGUUAUCGUGGGGACGUGGCUGGUCUCCCGCAUUGACCGGACCAUUAUGCAGAGAGGAUAUGAACAUAUGGAUCCAGGUUAUAGAACUUGGGUUGGAAUGAUCAUUGCUGAUCACUAUCACACCAACCCAGUGAUGGUGUGCUUCUGUCAGCUGCUGGUCUCACACACUCUGGAGAGACAAGGCUUAUCAGCAUACUCCACAUUCAGCAACUCACCAUCUGAUCCUUCAGUAAACAACAAGACCCGCAGGCGAUGGGCAUUAUUUUAUACUUUAUUGAGAAAUCCUCACCUGAUUUUACUGCGGAAACACCACCUUACUACGGCUUCAUGUUUAACGACUCCCCAAUGCACAGACACAGUGGUGAAGGCAGUGGUCCUGGCCUCUCAGUCUCAGAGGAGUGGAGCUGAGAUCCAGGCACACCCAGCCCCGGAGAUGGACACGCCCGAAGGGAAGAACCUCCCACCUGCGAUGUAG
This is a messenger RNA of Knipowitschia caucasica, 1878 nucleotides long. Lineage: Eukaryota; Metazoa; Chordata; Actinopteri; Gobiiformes; Gobiidae. The record is from the annotation of a GenBank genome assembly.